This is a messenger RNA of Cyclopterus lumpus (lumpfish), 763 nucleotides long. It is a transcript of the gene ssna1, whose product is annotated as Sjogren syndrome nuclear autoantigen 1. Bases 260 to 604 code for a protein of 114 amino acids. The transcript is spliced from 3 exons. The record is from RefSeq and is a predicted model, not a curated record. Gene Ontology annotation, cellular component: ciliary basal body; centrosome. Lineage: Eukaryota; Metazoa; Chordata; Actinopteri; Perciformes; Cyclopteridae.
CAGAAGACGAAGAAGCGCCCCUGAACCACCUCCGAUACCUUUUGGUUCAGUCGCCCCGGGACGCCCGCCUCGCACGAGCGCUGGACUUCAGUUCAACACACUUUUUAUGCGGAUAUUUGGAUACGUGUCUCAGCCGCGGCGCGCUGAGCUUCGUGAGGCGGAGGAAGAGCGAGACCCGACCGCAGGAGUUUUAACAAGUAGCGUUAAGUUAACUGGGUUAAAGCUAGUUAGCUUAAGCGGUGUUUAGCCGCAGUCCAACAUGACCCAGCAAGCUGCUGCUCUGCAGACCUACAACAAUGAACUCGUCAAGUGUAUGGAGGACCUGUGCUCCAAGCGCGAGGAGUUGAACCGUCAGAUCAAGCAGGAGGAAGAGGAGAAGGAGCGGCUUCAGCACGACAUCCGCGUCCUCUCAGAGAAGCUGAGUCGAGUCAAUGAGAGUCUGGCCCAAAGACUCGCCGCCCGCGCCACCUUCGACCGCACCAUCGCAGAGACCGAGGCUGCGUACACCAAGAUCUUGGAGAGCUCCCAGUCUCUUCUGAGCGUCCUGAAACUGGAGGCAGGAAACCUCAGUAAAGCCACAGAGCCCCGGAGGAAGGAUCACUGAUGGCAACGAAAGGUCACUGAACUCUCAUUUUGACCAGAACAGCAACACUUGACUCUGCAUUUUGAACAGUUGCUUCUUCACUCCGGACUAAUUGUAAUAAGUUUUGCCUGAUUUAUUGUAAGUUACUUAAACUAAUAAAUGUGUUUAUCACCCCUGUGA